AUGAUAAAAAAAUAACAAUCUAAAAAGAUUAUUUCUCUAGAAGAAUCAAUUGAUGAAGAUAAAAGAAAAGAUCAAAUUAUAUUAAAAUUACUCUAAAAUAAUACAAAUUUACAUCCAUAAUAAUUAACAGCCAUCAAAUUUGAUUUGAAUGAAAAUGAAUUACAUUCUAAUCAAGUUAUUUACUAAUAAAACAAUCAAAUUUCUUUAGAAUAUGCAACCCCUUAAAUUGUUUAAAAUAAUCUUGAAAUGGUUAAAGAAAACUUAAAAAUAGUUAUAAAUGAAAAAUUUGAAGAAUCUAAAUGUCUCAAUUGGUUGCAAUUAAUUAUGGAAUUUAUAAAAGUUAUGGCCUAUUGUAAUGUAUUAAUAUAAGAUGGAUGUUCAAAUUAAAAAACACUUUGGUUUUUUCUAAUGUUUAUACAUGAUGUAAUAUUCAAUUAUUAAUUUAUAAGAUUGCUUAAAUUAUUGUUGUUCUUAAAAUUGUCAAUACAAUACCUGAUAAAUUUGAAAGUAAAUUGUUAACCAAAAGAAAUACAAAGAUGAAAAGAGAAUCUAAAUAUCUUAUGGCUGGAAGAUACUCUUAUUAUAGUUAAUUAAUGUCAGAUAUUGAUAAAGUUGAAAAUCAAAUUUAUUAAUAAAAUGAUUAACCUUAAUCCUCAAGAACCAUCAAAUAUUAUUCUCUAUAAAUAUAUAAUCACAUGUACUAAAUUAAAAUAAUUUAAUAGAUUUUAUAUUAUUUUGGUCAUUUGGGGAGUUCUUUAAUUAGGAUAAAUUUGUUAAUCAAAUAUUGUACUUUAUACUUUUUAAGGAUUCAUUAUGUUGGGAAUUAUAACUUUAAUCUUUAAAUUUAUUUAUUUUUUAUCUUUUAAAUUUUGUAUUGGGGCUGUGGUUGCUAAUUAUCUCAUAAUUGCAGAUAAAAAUAUAUCUAAUAAUGUAUAAAAUUAAAUUAUUCUACUAGGAAAUUAUCUAGAAUUUAAUUAGAUAAACAAAAAUUAAUUACGAUUUUGAGAUUUGCUAUUUAUGUUCAACAUAGAUUAAAUAAUUAACCAAAUUUAUUGAUCUUCCAUGUAAUUAAUUGUAAAAAUACUAAAUCAAAUUAUUUAAAGACAUAGAUUCCAUGAGAAAUGUAUUUAAAAAUGGCUUUAAUCACAUAUAUUUUGUCCAAUAUGUAUAGAACCAAUUGAUUUGAUGACUUUAUAGAUGAAAAUACUAACUUGA
Paramecium sonneborni is the source of this 1215-nucleotide messenger RNA. Lineage: Eukaryota; Ciliophora; Oligohymenophorea; Peniculida; Parameciidae. The record is from the annotation of a GenBank genome assembly.